This is a messenger RNA of Pyrus x bretschneideri (Chinese white pear), 8402 nucleotides long. RefSeq lists its product as uncharacterized. NCBI's taxonomy places the organism in Eukaryota, Viridiplantae, Streptophyta, Magnoliopsida, Rosales, Rosaceae. The record is from RefSeq and is a predicted model, not a curated record.
UGGUGCUUAGCUCAUUUUUCGAUUUUUUUCUUUCUCUCUUCCCUCCGCUUCUUUUUCUGUUUCCGGUGACAGUAGGGCUUCUUCUAUCUUACGCUUUCGCACUCGUGUUUUCUCCGUGGCGCACGUUAACCCCGCCGUUCUCUAUCUUGCGCUCCCGGAGGGUUAGGGAGUGGCUCUAGGGUUUGGUUUUCUGAUUAAUUGAUCCUUUUCUGUGAGAUCCGCGGAGGGGGAGCAAUCUCUGAUUUUCGAUAUUUGGGCGGGCGGGAGAAGAAAGCUAGGGUUAGGGUUUUUGAUGCGUUGGCCGAAAUCAGAGCCCGCUAAUUUGAUCGUAGUGGGGGUCGGACGCCUGAGAUGGCUAAUCCCGGAGUCGGUGCCAAGUUUGUGUCUGUGAAUCUGAACAAAUCCUAUGGGCAGCCUUCUCACCAUCAUCACCAUCCACCGCAUCAUAGUGUUUACGGGACGAACAGGGGGAGGCCCGGUAGUCAUGGCAGCGGAGGAAUGGUGGUCCUUUCCAGGCCUCGCAGUGCGAACAAAGCUGCUGGGUCGAAGCUUUCUGUUCCACCCCCCUUGAAUCUGCCUUCGUUGCGCAAAGAGCAUGAGAGAUUUGAUUCGUUGGGCUCAGGUGGUGGUCCUGCAGGCGGAGGGGCUGCAGGUAGUGGGGCGAGGCCUACUUCGUCUGGUGUGGGGUGGACGAAGCCUACUGCCGUUGCAUUGCAAGAGAAAGAAGGGGGUGGGGAUCAUGGAGGAGCUGAUGAUGCAAAUGACCAGACUUUGCAUGGUGUUGAUGGGGUGAGUAGGGGGAACAGUGUGGGGAGCAGUGUAUAUAUGCCACCUUCAGCUCGGCCUGGCGCGGUGGGAUCUCUCCCUACUCCUGCAUAUCAAUUGGCUGAGAAAGCAUUGCUCUUGAGGGGGGAGGAUUUCCCUUCUUUGCAGGCUGCUUUACCUUCUUCGUCAGGGCCUUCACAAAAGUCGAAGGACGGUUUGAAUCAGAAACAGAGGCAAGCUGUCCGUGAUGAAUUGUUAAAUAAGCAGAGGGAUAGUAGUCAUUCUAGUUCGCUUGUUGACAUGCGGCCUCAAUUGCAGAUUUCUCGUCAUGGUGGACAGAAUGAGAAUGGCAGUGAAAGUAAGGGUUUGGGUGGUGAUCGAGCAUCAGAGCAAGUAAAGAAGCAGGAUGAGUAUUUUCCAGGUCCAUUGCCACUAGUACGGUUGAACCCAAGAUCAGAUUGGGCGGAUGAUGAGCGUGAUACAAGUCAUGGUUUUACAGAUCGGGGCAGAGAUCACGGGUACUCAAAAACUGAAGCUUAUUGGGAUAGAGAUUUUGAUAUGCCCAGAAUAAGUGUUCUACCACACAAGCCAGUUCAUAACCCUACGGAGAGGUGGGGUCUGCGUGACAGUGAAGCUGGAAAGGUUUCUUCCAGUGAAGUCCCUAAGGUGGACCCAUACAGCAGAGAUGUAAGAACACCUAGUAGAGAAGGAAGGGAAGGGAACUCAUGGAGAAAUACCACAUUUCCGAAAGAUGGAAAUAGUGGUCAAGUUGGAAAUGACAGGAGUGGUUUCGGUGUAAGGCCAUCGAGUUUAAACAGAGAAACAAGCAAGGAUAAUAAGUAUAGUCUGACAUCUGUUCAAGAAAAUGCCCAUGAUGAUUUUGUAAGGAGGGAUGGGUAUAGACAAGGAGGGAGACAGCCUUGGAACAAUUAUACAGACUCAUAUACAAGCAGAGGGCCUGAAUGGAAUAAACGUGACCAGUAUGGCAGUGAACAACAAAAUAGAUACAGGGGUGAUGCUUUACAGAGUAGCUCAGCAUCCAAACCCUCAUACUCUGUAGGUGGUAAAGGGCUUCCUGUCAAUGAUCCACUGCUCAAUUUUGGUAGGGAGAAGCGCCCAUUCACGAAGAGUGAAAAACCUUAUGUAGAUGAUCCUUUCAUGAAAGACUUUGGAGGUACUGGUUUUGACAGCCGGGAUCCCUUCUCUGCCAGCCUUUUUGGAGUGGUUAAGAAGAAGAAAGAUGUGAUUAAACAAACUGAUUUUCAUGACCCUGUUAGGGAAUCUUUUGAGGCUGAACUUGAGAGAGUUCAGAAAAUGCAAGAACAGGAGCGACAGCAGAUCAUCGAGGAACAAGAAAGAGCUGUGGAGCUAGCUCGAAGAGAAGAAGAGGAGAGAACACGGAUGGCUAGGGAGCAAGAAGAAAGGCAGAGAAGGAUGGAAGAAGAAGCUAGGGAAUCAGCAUGGAGAGCAGAACAAGAACAACUUGAUGCCAUGCGAAGAGCUGAAGAGCAGAGGCUAGCCAGGGAAGAGGAGAAACGGAGGUUGUUUUUGGAGGAAGAAAGGAGGAAGCAUGCUGCUAAGCAGAAGCUUUUAGAAUUGGAGGAAAGGAUUGCCAAGAGGAAGGCUGAAACAGGAAAGACUGGUGGUAAUUCUUUGGCUGAUGCAGAUGCGAAAAUGUCUAGGAUGGAGAAAGAAAAAGAUGCCUCCAGGGCAGCAGACAUGGGUGACUGGGAGGAUGGUGAAAGAAUGGUGGAGAGGAUCACAGCCUCUGCAUCUUCUGAUUCAAGUUUGAACAGGUCCUUUGAGAUGGGUUCUAGGUCUCAUUAUUCUAGAGAUAGUUCUCCUUUUGUAGACGGGGGAAAACCCGUUAAUUCAUGGAGAAGAGAUGUGUAUGAGAAUGGGAACAACUCAAGUUUACUUCUACAUGACCUGGAUAAUGGCCGUCAUAGUCCCAGGCGAGAUUCAUCUGUUGGUGGGAGAGCUCCUUUAAGGGAAGAGUUCUAUGGAGGUAGUGGAUUCAUGACUUCUAGCACUUACCACAAGGGGGGGAUUUCUGAACCUCACAUGGAUGAUAUCACUCAUUUAAGGGGGCAGAGGUGGAACCUUUCUGGCGAUGGGGAUCAUUAUAGCAGAAACAUGGAGAUUGAGUCUGAAUUCCAUGAUAACCUUGUUGAAAAGUUUAGUGAUGCUGGAUGGGGGCAGGGACGUGUCCAUGGCAAUCCUUAUUCUCCUUACCCUGAACAAUCGUAUCCAAAUUCUGAUGCAGAUGGGCCUUAUUCCUUUAAUAGGUCACGGUAUUCCAUGAGGCAGCCUCGUGUUCUUCCACCGCCAUCACUGGCUUCCAUGCACAAAACCUCCUAUAUGGGUGAAAUUAACCGUCCUGGCCCCUCAGCUUUUCUAGACAAUGAGAUCCAGUACAAUCAUGCAGCUAGAAGUGAACCUACUGUGCAGACAGGGUAUGAUACUAAUCGUCCUGAGAAUAUUGGACAACCUCAAAUAAUUAAUGUCAAACAAGAAAACACGGGGAGUGAGAAGCAGAAACUGGACAGUAACACCACCCCAAGGUGUGACUCGCAAUCAUCUCUUUCUGUGUCUAGCCCCCCUAGUUCUCCAACUCAUCUUUCUCAUGAUGACUUGGAUGAGUCUAGAGAUUCUUCAGUGUUAUCUGCUCCAGGAGACUGCGAACAGGUUCCCUUGUCUGGGCAAGAGAAUGAACCUCUUGUAUUACCUACCAAUCCUGGACAAGAGAAUGUGAUGAAUGCUUCUAAUUCUAUCUAUGAUGAAGAAUGGGCUGUUGAGAACAACGGGCAUCUUCAGGAGCAAGAAGAAUAUGAUGAAGAUGAAGAUGGAUAUGAGGAGGAAGAUGAAGUGCAUGAAGUAGAUGAUGAAAAUAUUGAUCUAACCCAGGAGUUCGAUGAUGUGCAUUUAGAGGAGAAAGGAUCCCCUGACAUGGACAAUUUGGUCCUAGGCUUCAAUGAAGGUGUUGAAGUUGGAAUGCCAAAUGAUGAGUUUGAGAGAAGUUCAAGGAAUGAAGAAGGUGCACUUGUGGUGCCUAAGGUUUCAUCUGGAACUGUUGAAGGACAGGGGCCAUUUGAUGGAAUUUGUACUGAUGAACCGACCCUUCAACCUAUGGAUGGGUCCUCCCAAGUGAAUGUGGGUAGUUCUUCCAGAAUGUUCCAAGAAACUGAGAAGGCAAUGCAGAAUUUAGUUAUUCAGCCUAGUAAUGUCUCUCAUAUGUCAGCUGCAACUGAACACGUGGAACAUGUGGAUGCUUCUAGUAGUUCUGGUCCAUCUUCUCAGCAUCCAGUUACAUCUUCAGUUAGCUUUACCUCCCAUUUGUUGUCCAGUCAGGCUGUCAUGCCUACAGUAUCUUCUGUUCCGAAUCAGACAGAGGGACCUGUGAAGCUUCAGUUUGGGCUGUUUUCUGGUCCAUCUCUGAUACCAUCUCCAGUCCCAGCUAUACAAAUUGGUUCUAUACAGAUGCCUCUUCCUCUGCAUCCUCAGGUUGGUCCGUCUCUCGCUCACUUGCACCCGUCACAGCCGCUCUUCCAGUUUGGUCAGCUAAGGUAUACCUCUCCUAUCUCCCAGGGAGUACUGCCUACGGGUCCUCAGUCAAUGUCUUUUGUUCAGCCCAAUCUUCCGAUCGGGUUUUCUUUGAAUCAGAGCCCAGGAGGUCCUCUGCCUAUUCAAACUGGUCAAGGAAUUUCUCAAAAUAUGAAAAAUGAUGCUAUGUUGAGUUUGGUGAAUAAUCAACCUGGAGUAACUUCAAGGCACUUGGAUGCAUCACAAGAUAAUGUAUCAGAAAAGAUAAAUUCAAUGCCCGCCGGAGAAACUGCUGAAACCUCUGUCAUGGUGCAGCGGGGACCUGCUGUAACCCAUGUUGGUGAUAGCAGCUCAAGGUCUGAGUCCGUUUUUCAGGCGGAAGACCAUAGACACAAUAACUCGGUUGCGAAAAACUUUGGUGGUUUUUUUGGUACUCGGGAAUCUCAAGGUCAGGCUCAAACUGGAGCAGCGCCAUCUCAAUCAGUUAUUAAAGACAAAGAUUUUAGUGGGCCAAGGAAUCAUGGCCCAACAUCUGGUGGCAGAGGAAGAAAGUAUGUCGUUACAGUUAAAAAUUCUGGCUCACGAUCAUUUCCAGUUGCUGAGCCUUCUCAUUUAGAAUCUAGUGGGUUUCACAGGAGACCUCGACGCAAUAUGCAGCGAACUGAGUUUCGAGUUCGAGUAAGUGCUGAUAAGAGGCAAUCUACAGGGUCUGUAUCUUCCAACCAUGUUGGACUGGACGAGAAAUACGUCUCUGGAAGGGGUUUUGGGCCUUCUGUAAGAAGUGGGCCUAGGAGAAUUGUCUUGUCAAAUAAACCAUCACAACUGAUGUUAGAUUCAGAGGGUGUGAGCCCAGGUCCACGUAAUUCACAAGAAAUAGAUUCUGGGAGCAAGGCUGAAAAGAGAGCUGGAAAAGAUGCUUCGACAAAGAGAAGAGAUGUUUAUGCUCCUCUGCAAAGUGGUUUUGUGCGUGUCUUUGAGCAACCUGGCAUAGAGGCUCCUAGUGAUGAAGACGAUUUCAUUGAAGUGAGGUCAAAGAGGCAAAUGCUGAAUGAUCGGCGGGAACAGAGAGAAAAGGAAAUCAAGGCAAAGUCUCGGGCUUCAAAGCAGGUUCCACGAAAACCUCGCUCUACUUCAAAAAGUAGUACUGCCUCUGCCAGCUCAGGUAAAAAUUGUGCACUGGCAAAUGGAGAAGCAGGAAACUGCAGUCACUCUGAUUUCGUUGCCUCAGAGGGACGUGGAUUGAAUAUGGAAGUAUCAGCUGGUUUUAACACUAAUGUGGUGUCUCAACCGUUGGCUCCAAUUGGCACUCCUGCUGUUAAAAGUGAUCCCCAAGCUGAUAUUAGAUCCCACACAAUUGGGUCACUGAACACAAGCUCCCUUCCUGUAGUAUCAGGUAGUCCGAAAAAUCUUGGGUGCGGCUCAAUUGUUGACAACAAGAGUAAGGUCCUGGAUAAUGUUCAAGCAUCUUUGGGCUCAUGGGGUAAUUCACGGAUCAAUCAACAGGUUAUGUCAUUGACACAGACCCAACUUGAUGAGGCUAUGAAGCCUGGGCAAUUUGUGUCUCAUGGUUCUGUUGGAGAAAUUACUAGCUCAGUUUGUGAAUCCAGCAUGCCAUCUUCAUCACUGUUGGCGAAGGAGAACCCAUUUUCUUCUGCUGCAAAUCCAAUCAAUUCUCUGCUUGCUGGCGAGAAAAUCCAAUUUGGUGCAGUCACGUCUCCAACAAUACUUCCUCCUAGCAGCCGCUCUAUUUCACAUGGACUUGGUCCACCAGGGCCAUCUCGGUCAGACAUGCAACUCUCCCACAAUCUUUCUGCAGCUGAAAAUGAUUGUGGCCUUCUCUUUGAGAAAGAGAAACACACUGCCGAGUCUUGUGUUUAUUUGGAAGAUUGCGAAUCAGAAGCUGAAGCAGCUGCUUCAGCUGUUGCUGUUGCAGCCAUCAGCAGUGAUGAAAUUGCUGGGAAUGGUUCGGUUGCUUGCUCUGGUUCGGUUGCAGAUACCAAGACUUUUGGAUCUGCUGAUAUUGAUGGGAUAACAGCAGCUGGAGCCGGUGAUAAGAAAUUAGCCAGUCAAUCAAGGACUAAACAGUCUCCAAGUGUUUCCCUUCCAGCAGAUCUAUCUGUGGAGACCCCAGCAAUCUCAUUAAUGCCACAUUUACCAGGUGGAGCUGAUGAUCAACAAUUUGCCAGUCAAUCAAGGGCUGAAGAGGCCCUUAGUGUUUCACUACCAGCAGAUCUAUCUGUUGAGACCCCGCCAAUUUCGUUGUGGCCACCCUUACCAAGACCUCUGAAUUCUUCAGGCCAAAUGCUUCCACAUUUUCCUGCUGGCCCGCCUUCCCAUUUUCCCUUUUAUGAGAUGAAUCCCAUGAUGGGGGGUCCUGUUUUUGCUUUUGGACCGCAUGACGAAUCUGCAUCUACCACCCAAGCACAAUCCCAGAAGACUAGUGCGCCAGUUUCAGCACCACUUGGGACGUGGCAGCAAUGCCAUUCCGGAGUAGAUUCAUUCUAUGGCCCUCCUGCAGGUUUUACCGGUCCCUUUAUCGGUCCAGCUGGAGGUAUACCAGGUGUUCAAGGCCCUCCACACAUGGUUGUUUAUAACCAUUUUGCACCUGUUGGACAAUUUGGACAAGUUGGCUUGAGUUUCAUGGGUACUGCCUAUAUCCCAUCAGGAAAGCAGCCUGAUUGGAAGCACAACCCUGCAUCUUCCACCAUGGGUGUUGGCGAGGGGGAGAUGAACAAUAUAAAUAUGGUUUCUGCACAGCGCAACCCUACCAAUAUGCCUGCUCCGAUCCAGCAUUUGGCCCCUGGGUCACCGCUCCUUCCCAUGGCUUCACCUCUGGCCAUGUUCGAUGUUUCUCCUUUCCAGCCUUCUCCUGAUAUGUCAGCUCAAGCACGGUGGCCCCAUGUUCCUGCAUCAUCUCUUCAGUCUGUUCCUCUAUCGAUGCCCAUGCAGCAACAGACAGAUGGUAUACUUCCUUCUAAAUUUAGCCAUGGUCCUUCUGACCAAUCGCUGCCGGCCAACAGGUUCCCUGAGUCCCGGACUUCUACAUCCAUUGAUGGCAGUCGUAAUUUUCCUGUGGUGACUGAAGCCACUUCCACGCGAUUUCCAGAUGAACUGGGUUUAGUAGACCCUACAAGCUCCGGCAGCACUGGGGCUUCAACACAGAAUGUUGUCACUAAGAGCUCAUCUGUGAGUAGCACAGUAGAUAAUGCCAAGACUGAUGUUGAUCAGAAUCUCGGUACGAGUGCUAGUGGACAUAACGCUAGUAACGCCAAGUCUCAGUCUUCUAUGCACAAGAGUAAUAUCCCAAACCAGCACUAUGGCCAUUCGUCUUACCAUCAGAGAGGUAAUGCUUCGCUGAAAAAUAGCUCUGGGGGCGAAUGGUCCCACCGACGAAUGGGUUACCAAGGAAGAAAUCAGUCUCUGGGUGCAGAGAAAAACUUUCCAGGUACUAAGAUGAAGCAAAUAUACGUGGCUAAACAGACCUCAAGUGGGAGUUCAACAGCGUCAUGAGGAGCCACAUAAAACGAGCUGCCGCCUGUUGGGUUCGAGAAAAAGAGUGCACGUUGAAACAGUUGUUCAGGAAUAAAAGAUUUUGGGUUGCUUUUUUUGCAGCAUCUAUUGCACCGGCAGGUGCAGCGUCUAGAAUUGAGAUUGAGAUUUUGUUGAGAGAUAUAUAGGUGAUAGGGUAUGCUGGUUUUGCCGACGAAGGUUUGCAGAAACGGGCAGCAGGUGAUAUGAUAGGAAACUAUGGGCCUGCCUGGUGCUCCACUAGGGAGAAAAAGGGGAUGGUGUUGACGAGGGAACUUUGUGAUAUUUUUCAGUUGUGGUCCGUUGAUCGGGUUUCGAUGUCUGAAAUCUUUGUUGGCUGCAUACCGAACUGUCAAUUUAUUGGAGAAUUUGAUGUACUAAAAAACAAACACCGUCGUAAUCCAGGUAACAUUCUUUUUGCAAUUUCUGGUAAAUGGUCAAUGUGGCCGUCGGGGGAUGCUUGUUUCCCCUUCUUUUUGACUUCACUUGAUCUGUAUUUGUAUGUAAUUUAAGUUGUGAUAAACGAUUCCUGCUUCUGCGGUUGAGUUUGAAGUAGGCGUUCGUUA